Uranotaenia lowii is the source of this 902-nucleotide messenger RNA. RefSeq lists its product as uncharacterized. The transcript is spliced from 3 exons. The record is from RefSeq and is a predicted model, not a curated record. NCBI's taxonomy places the organism in Eukaryota, Metazoa, Arthropoda, Insecta, Diptera, Culicidae. Gene Ontology annotation, cellular component: extracellular region. The coding region runs from base 187 to 768 and encodes 193 amino acids. Gene Ontology annotation, molecular function: hormone activity.
CUGAGAUCAAAAUCUCCUGAUCGCGACGACGCUUAUCAACGGACAUCGGCAAACUCCAACUGUACACAACUCACUAAUCAGCUAAAUAGUUAAUAAAAGUUUAAUACUCACUAAGUUUUCAACCAGUCUGGAUUCAGAGCCAAGGCAAUUCGGAGUUUCGAAGGAUUGUGCGGAGAGUGAGAGAUCAUGGCGGGCUCCAUCAAUCAUCAUCGGCGCAGUACUUUCAGCGUUAUCUUUAUCGUCUGUUGUGGUCUGAUGGUUCUGGUUCUGGUUCUGGUGGCAGCUUCCGAAGCCAGCCGGGUUGAGCACAACUCGACGGAAACCUUUCGACGGGUUACCCGGGAUCGUAGACGCUACUGUGGCAAAACGCUGAGCGAUACCCUGGCCAUGGUAUGCAACAGCUAUCCGUCGCAUGGACGCAAGAAAUCGGAUCCUGCCGUUUCUUAUGAAGAUUCACUGGAAGGAUCCUAUCGUGAGCAGCUAGUAUCCGAAAUCAGACAAGACUUGGACGAACUGGAAGAGUUGGCUCCGGUAAUAUUCGAUAAACACCCGAGCCAGUAUCGGUCUUUCUUCUAUUACCCUCAAAUGGGUACCCAUUCUAAAAAUGGCGUUAUUCGCCACACCCCGGUGGAUGAUGCAAUGGUAACUUUUACGGUCGAAAGUGAUCCGAUUGAUGGCGGCUAUCAUCGGGUUCGUCGUCAGAUUGUAGACGAGUGUUGCCGCAAGAGUUGUACCCUGAAAACGUUGAAGCAGUACUGCGCGGAUUAAAAUACUUAGAAGAAGAUCAGUUUUUUAACGUGCUUUCUAUUGAAUUAGUGUACCUGUGUGAGAUUUAUUCCCCUGCUAAACGUAUUGAUUAACCGUUAAUAAAAUGACUUGAAAAGGUUGAGAUGACCACCUGA